GCAUCUGCAUUAGCCGGAUUUCGGGGACCAAUAAGAUCAUUCGUCUCCCCAGUUUACGUGACUCGCAACGCAGAAAUCAUGGCUGCUGAACGUUUGAUCAACCCCUACGAUAACCUCAAGCAAACGUUGAACCUGGGUGAUGGCAAGUAUGAAUUCUACAGCCUGCCGGCGCUCGGAGAUGCACGCUACGAUAAGCUUCCGUAUUCGAUCAGGAUUCUUCUCGAAUCUGCUGUCAGAAACUGUGACAAUUUUCAGGUAACAGAAGCAAACGUUCAGAGCCUGUUAAACUGGAGCACAACUCAACAUGAAAGUGUGGAAGUCCCGUUCAAGCCUGCCCGAGUUAUCCUUCAGGAUUUCACCGGCGUGCCCGCGGUGGUCGACUUUGCAGCGAUGCGCGACGCCGUCAAACGUCUGGGAGGCGACCCUCAGAAGAUCAACCCGAUCUCUCCCGCUGACCUUGUCAUCGAUCACUCGGUGCAGGUGGACGUUGCUAGGAGUUUAUAUCGGAAUCUGCCGAACCCGGGCGGGGGUGGUGGUGGGCCGCGGACUCUCCCUAGCGGUGUCGGGACCGGCCGGACUCCACACGGUGUGCGAAGUCACCCGUACCGCAGCCAGCACGGCGCUGGCCAAAUCGUCCGUUCUCAAUCUCAAACAACCGCACAAAAACCUGUUUGCCAAAUUUGCAUAAACUCUGGGUUUCCGCAGACAUCCGACGUGUGCCCGUUUCAUGGCCUCAAGUCCGGAUGUGCGGAUGCGCUUGAGAAGAAUCAAGAGCUAGAGUUUGAGCGAAACCAGGAGAGAUUUCUAUUCCUAAAGUGGGGUGCCAAGGCUCUAAAGAACAUGCUCAUCGUUCCGCCGGGCUCCGGCAUCGUUCACCAGGUCAACCUCGAGUACCUGGCGCGCGUCGUCUUCAACGUCGACGGCCUCCUCUAUCCGGACAGCCUCGUCGGAACCGACUCACACACUACCAUGAUCAACGGCCUGGGCGUGGUCGGAUGGGGUGUUGGAGGCAUAGAGGCAGAGGCUGUGAUGCUUGGGCAAUCCAUCUCCAUGGUUGUGCCCAAAGUUGUAGGCUACAAGCUGGUUGGCAAGCUAGGUCGCCUGACAACCUCAACUGAUGCUGUGCUCACAAUUACCAAGCAUCUGCGUUCGAUCGGCGUCGUGGGGAAAUUCGUCGAGUUCUUCGGGCCGGGCGUGGUGCAGCUCUCCAUCGCCGACCGCGCGACCAUCUCCAACAUGUGUCCUGAGUACGGCGCCACCGUAGCUUUCUUCCCUGUCGACGAGGAGAGCAUUGUCUACCUGCAGCAGACAGGUCGUGACGACGCCAAGCUGUUAUUUAUUGAGGCGUAUCUGAGAGCCAACCGUCUAUUCAGGAACUACAACAACCCUGAAGAAGAUCCCACCUUCUCUGAGGUUGUAGAGUUGGAUCUGAGCACGGUGGCUCCAUGCUGUAGUGGGCCUAAGCGACCGCACGAUCGCGUACUAGUGUCUGACAUGAAGCAGGAUUUCCAGGCCUGUCUGCCCGCGAAGGUCAGUUUCAAGGGCUUCGGCAUUGCGGAGGAGCAGCUCGCUCGGACGGUGCCGUUUGUCAUCGACCAGCAGGAGUACACGCUGAAGCACGGCUCCGUCGUGAUCGCCGCCAUCACCAGCUGCACGAACACGAGCAACCCCAGCGUGAUGCUAGGUGCAGGUCUACUGGCUAAGAAAGCGAUUGAGCGGGGUCUUUCCGUGCCACCUUACAUCAAAACUAGUCUUUCUCCUGGCAGUGGAGUAGUCACUUGUUACUUACAGUCUAGCAAUGUAAUACAAUACCUGGAGAAGUUGGGAUUCGACGUUGUUGGCUAUGGUUGCAUGACCUGCAUCGGAAACAGCGGCCCCUUACCGGACCCUGUCGCCGAGGCCAUCGAAAAGGGCGACCUGGUGGCAUGUGGAGUCCUCUCUGGCAAUCGUAACUUUGAGGGUCGCAUCCAUCCACAGACGAGGGCCAACUAUCUGGCGUCGCCGCUGCUGGUGAUCGCGUACGCUCUCACUGGCACCGUCUGCAUUGACUUUGAGAAGGAGCCCCUCGGUGUGGACCAGGACGGUAAGGAAGUGUUCCUGUGGGACAUCUGGCCGACCAGGCAGGAGAUCCAGGUCGUGGAGCGCGAGGCAGUCGUGCCGGCCAUGUUCAAGGACGUCUACGCAAAGAUAACCGAGGGCAACACGCGCUGGAACUCUCUGGACGCACCAGAAGCUGAGCUCUACCCGUGGGACCCUAAGUCCACUUACAUCAAAUCUCCCCCAUUCUUCGAGACGAUGACGAAGGAGCUGCCGACGAUGGAGGGCAUCAGUGAUGCGUACGUUCUGCUGAAUCUUGGAGACUCAGUCACGACCGACCACAUCAGUCCUGCUGGAAGCAUCGCGCGUAACAGCCCCGCCGCUCGCUACCUCGCAGCGAGGGGCUUGACGCCGAGGGAGUUUAACUCGUACGGCUCUCGGCGUGGCAACGAUGCCGUCAUGGCUCGCGGCACCUUCGCCAACAUCCGCCUCGUUAACAAGUUCAUGAGCAAGGCCGGACCACGCACGAUCCAUGUUCCCAGCGGAGACGAGAUGGAUAUCUAUGACGCAGCAGAGCGCUACCUGCGUGACGGCAAGAAGGUGAUCAUUCUCGCUGGCAAGGAAUAUGGCGCGGGUUCGUCGCGGGACUGGGCAGCCAAGGGACCCUUCCUGCUGGGAGUGAAGGCGGUCAUUGCCGAGAGCUACGAACGCAUCCACCGCAGCAACCUGGUCGGCAUGGGCAUCGUGCCGCUGCAGUAUCGCGACGGCGAUACUGCCGACACACUCGCGCUGACGGGCAAGGAAACCUACACCAUCGACAUUCCCGACGACCUCCGCCCCGGACAGCUACUCAACGUCAAGCUUUCGGACGGACGUAGCUUCGAGGCUGUCAGCCGCUUCGACACGGACGUGGAACUCGCUUACUUCCGCAACGGUGGAAUACUCAACUACAUGAUACGCCACAUGCUGUAGAUGCAUCGCCAUCAGUGGCCGGUCGCAGACGAGAUGCAGAUGUCGUGUUACCCGUUCUGUCUGCAACUGACCUGUCACCUCCACGUUACCUAGGUGCAAGCACGCGACCUUGGUCCGUACCUGCAACCGUGGUGCAUGCCCAUGGCCUCGAUGUGUAGCGAUGAGUGUGGGUGGUGCGACAUCUCUACUCGUCUGCGACUGGCAGACGAAGCUGGGCUGGUGGGCAGGCGCUUGCUUGCAUGUCGCGACGAUCUUAAUCUAAUGAAUGUUUACUCGGUGUCCUAAUCGCAGGUAGAGCCGUAGCAGUGUAUGAUAUAUAGUGUGGCGCUUCUAAUGUUGAGCGCGUGCGUAGGCGUGUGUCCCCAUUGCUCGCUGCUUCCGUACUUACAUCGUCGCAACAUGUAACUUUGCCAUGUGUGUAGUUGUUACGUAGAUGACAGCACAUAUAUGCAUGUGGCUGCCCCCUGAUGUUGCAUUUAGAGAUGUUUUGAAAGACGUGUAACGUUUUUGGUGUAAGCUUCGUGAAUGACCUCCGUUUAUUACAUCCUGCCGAGAUCGUGGCUGUGUUCGAACAUCGUAGGGUCGCAUUUUAUUUUAAUGUCGGCGAAGUUUGAAACAUAACGUGUUUUGUGUGAAUAGCAAGCUUCCGCAGCUUUCAAUAGCGAAUUUUAGUGUGCCACAGCUUUCCCACAGUAGGGCGCUUAUAUCCGAUUUUAUGUCAUGAAUCUAAGCAGAAUUAAUCUUUUUUUAUCAGUCCAAAACUAUCUGUUCAGACAUGCAAUCAAUUUCUCCCAGCGUCGUAAAAAACGUGUUUUUUGCUGAGUAUUGCAUUUUCCCUGCUUGGCCGUUUGGGCUAUAUCUAUAAUUUGGGUUUUCCACUGACACCCUUAAUUCUACCCGUGCCAGCCAUGUUAGCGGCAGCAGCGGCGGCGGCAGCAGCAGCGUGGCUGCUCUAUCUGCACUCUGACAUCGCACUGCUGUCCGGAGGUCGUUCGUUUGCUCGCCUCAUGGUUAGAUGGCGCCACCUCCCAAGCUGCGGUGAUGGGCAGACGACUCGCCGGCCUCGAGGGAUCUGACCCCUCGACCGGCGUCGGUUGAGAUACGUCUGUCCGGGUGUCUCGGUAGAAGGUUUCCGCACGCAUUAUGAGGUGUAAUCAGCGGAGGACGGAGCAACGGUUGCUUGGGCGGCGGCGCAUGCAUCCUGUAGGUACGCGCGUGCACGCGACUCGCACGUGCGCGCAACUUAGAAUGUGUGGUCUAGAGUUUAAACUUGGUAGUCGACUCUGUCUCGUCGCUAAUCUGUAUAUUGUGCUCCCGAUAGGACUCGUCUGUGGUUUGAUUUGUGGGGUGCGUGCGUGCGUGGUGUGAAGUCUCUUUCUCCCUGAGAGGAGAGCCAGUAUGCACGAAAAUAAUUCUUCUCUAAAGCUCACAAGCGGGCGUUGCUGUCAACUGUUUUGGCGAGGUGUAUGUAUUCUGCUCGUUCAUCAAAAUCUCGUGGGUUAUGUAUGACAUGCGAUCCCACGAAGGUGGCAGUGCCAGGGUGUGGUGCGUGAACCAGGGUGACGGACCUAACCUAUUAGGAUAGGAUUCGAGGGCAAACGUUUUCGCAGUUCGCUGGUGUGUAGCAAUGGUGUUGCCGGAGCUUGUGAAUAUGUGGUGCAAGACUAUGGGCUGAGGGUUUAACUGAUAAGACGCCUCUCAGAUAGAUAUUUAAUCGUGUACUAGGUAAGUGUGCGAAUUGUAGCUGAUCACCAUUAUAAUUGCUAUUAUAUAUGGUCUAGGUCAGGCUGAUAUUGUUGACGGUAAUGUUGGUGAUGUUUUUGCUGUUAUUGUUGUUGUUGUUGUUUAGACAACAGGUAAAUGAUUAAAAAUUAGGUAAAAUAGAGUAAAUUAAUGAGAAUAAAUAAAUCAUGAGGCAAAUUAAGUCA
This is a messenger RNA of Priapulus caudatus, 4937 nucleotides long. Its product is annotated as cytoplasmic aconitate hydratase-like. NCBI's taxonomy places the organism in Eukaryota, Metazoa, Priapulida, Priapulimorpha, Priapulimorphida, Priapulidae. The transcript is spliced from 23 exons. Gene Ontology annotation, cellular component: mitochondrion; cytosol. Gene Ontology annotation, biological process: tricarboxylic acid cycle; citrate metabolic process. Gene Ontology annotation, molecular function: 4 iron, 4 sulfur cluster binding; aconitate hydratase activity. The coding region runs from base 79 to 3009 and encodes 976 amino acids. The record is from RefSeq and is a predicted model, not a curated record.